Molecule: messenger RNA, 1316 nt
Organism: Thunnus maccoyii (southern bluefin tuna)
Lineage: Eukaryota; Metazoa; Chordata; Actinopteri; Scombriformes; Scombridae
Gene: fis1
Product: fission, mitochondrial 1
Exons: 5
Coding region: 63-527 (154 amino acids)
Biological process (GO): mitochondrial fission; peroxisome fission; mitochondrial fragmentation involved in apoptotic process
Cellular component (GO): mitochondrial outer membrane; peroxisomal membrane
Molecular function (GO): protein binding
Source: RefSeq, a predicted model, not a curated record
GACGUCACGUAUCGUAUGUCACGUGGUAGGAGUGGGCGGCUCCGAAGCCUGUUUCCGGAAACAUGGAGGCUGUGCUAAGUGAUGUGGUGGCCCCUGAAGACCUUUUAAAAUUUGAGAAGAAGUACAACAGUGAGCUGGCGAAGGGAGCUGUCUCCAAAGAAACAAAGUUUGAAUAUGCUUGGUGUCUGAUCAGGAGCAAAUACACAGAUGACAUCAAGAAGGGGACUGUACUCCUGGGGGAGCUUGUUCAGAAAGCAUCAAAGGACGACUCCCGCGACUUCUUGUUCUACCUUGCAGUGGCCAACUACAGACUCAAAGAAUAUGAAAAAGCUCUGAAAUACAUCCGGACUCUUCUAAGGAACGAGCCGGGGAACAAGCAGGCUCUGGAGAUGGAGAAACUCAUCGACAAGGCUUUGAAAAAAGAUGGCUUGGUCGGCAUGGCGAUCGUCGGGGGAAUCGGUCUCGGUGUGGCCGGCUUAGCGGGCCUCAUCGGCUUGGCGGUGUCGAAGGGAGCUGCCAAAUCCUAACCUGGACAUGAGACGGCGUGUCUUCAUUUUGCUGGACUGAUACACUGAUACACCCUCUCCCCGCAUAAUACAUUUAAACGCUGUGGAGAAAGCUUGAAGGAUGGAACAUUUUGAAGUUUAAUAAGUACUGCUACACAUUAAAGGGUUUGAAUAAUGCCAGUGAAUAACCUGUUUGCAUAUUUUAACAGGGUUGAGAUUCACCAUACAUACGACAUUACUCUGUUGUCUAGUCACAAACUAAAGCAUGGCACUUUCUCUGUAUUUGUGUAAAUAAUAACAAUAGACAAGGUGCAGCCGACUUUUAUGUAAUUUCUUAGUUAUUAUGCACCUCAGCCUAAACUUUCUAAGUUGACAUUUACAUUUUGUAAAAAAAAAUAUCUUUCUGAAAGUGCAGUUGUGGUUCUGUAAAUGUCUGUUUAAUUAUUUUUGCCAUUAAGAAAACACAUUGUUGAGGAAAGUGUUAUUGGUGCAGUGGGACGUGUAGCUUGUAACGCCAGAAAGCAACAGUGUGUAGUUUGUUUGCUGGUGAAGUUGGAGUGACUCUGCUGUAAGAAGUACUGUACGUCCAGCUGUGAAGGCCACAACCACGCAGAGAAAUUUAAUUUUGGACACGAGGUUUCUUUGUAUUUGUGCUGAUUGUAAGUUGAAAGUAAGGAAGGGAACACACUUAUUGGGAAUUAAUACAUUCACAUGUCAUGUGAGGCGCAUUUCUGAACACUUACCUGUGCUACAUUUAAUGGGCUGUGUUUUCCAUAUUGUUAAAUAAAAUGAUUUUGAGCUGACAGGAAA